Trichoderma reesei QM6a is the source of this 2232-nucleotide messenger RNA. RefSeq lists its product as uncharacterized. Gene Ontology annotation, cellular component: Ino80 complex. NCBI's taxonomy places the organism in Eukaryota, Fungi, Ascomycota, Sordariomycetes, Hypocreales, Hypocreaceae. The record is from RefSeq and is a predicted model, not a curated record. The transcript has 3 exons. Gene Ontology annotation, biological process: double-strand break repair; regulation of DNA-templated transcription. Bases 1 to 2232 code for a protein of 743 amino acids.
AUGGUCGGCAAAGUCUCCGAGAGAGUGCUCCUCAGGGAGGGGCUGGAGAGGACCGACAAUGGCAUGAAACUGACAUCGUGGCCUGAUGUCACCCCCAUCAACCAGAAGAACUACUACACAGACUAUAUGAAGCGGGACGACCAGGUCCUGGCUCUGCGACUCCAGAACGAUGCAAACCGCGACAGAUUGGUGCAGAGCGCCCGAGAUCGCGACCGGGCUCUUUCGAAGCCUGUCAACGGCGAGCUCCCCCUACCACUGCCAGACCUCGGCGACGACGAUGGGGCUGCCACUCCCUCGGGCGGCAUGGACCCAUCCAGGGUGAUUGUCAUCCACCCCGGAAGCCAGAACCUACGUAUUGGCUUUGCGAGCGACGCACUUCCCAAGACCAUUCCCGCUGUAUUGGCGACCAAGUUCCCCCAGACCGAGUCGGAGAUGUACGAAGCCCUCCCUCGACGUCAGUUCGAGGCAAAGACCGUCGACCAACAAUACGGAGAGGAAUGGUCCAAGAAAUACCAGAAGAUGUGCAACGACCUCAAGGUCGAAAUGCGCGCCAACAAGCGAAAAGUACUGCCCAACUCCAAGGAGCUGGUCCAGACCUUCAACCGCCGUACGGAACCCGAGAUUAUUCAGAGGCACAACGACGUGCUGGAGGUUGAAUGGACAGAUAUAAGCAAGCUGGACGACCCAGAUUCACCGGCAUCUUGCUUUAUUGGAUACGAAGCGCUGCGCGUUCCUGACGAUUCAAAUCCCAAAUUCAAGUUGUGGUGGCCCAUGCAACACGGAUACUGGAACGAGGAUGGGUACACAAGCCAAGAGCACCUGUUUGACGAUUUCGAAACGCUGCUAGACAAGGCCCUACGCCAAGAGCUCGGGCUCAAAACAAACAGCGAGUGGCAGCAGUACAGCUGUGUUUUCGUCAUUCCCGACCUCUACGACAAGAAGUAUGUGGAGCAAGUCCUGCUCUCUUGCAUGACAUGGUUCGAGUUCAGUAGAGUAUGCUUCAUCCAGGAAAGCAUGGCAGCCACUUUCGGCGCCGGAUACACGCAAGCCUGCGUCGUCGACGUCGGCGCCCAGAAGACUGCAGUCACCUGUGUCGAAGACGGGCUUUGUAUCGAGGACUCGAGAAUCAACCUCAAGUAUGGCGGAUACGACAUUACGGAAACGUUCAUCAAGAUGAUGCUCUACGACAACUUUCCCUAUCAGGAGAUUAACCUGCGGAGGAGAUAUGACUUCUUGCUGGCCGAAGAGCUCAAGUGGAAGCACUGCACCAUGUCUCAGGCCAACAUAUCGGUGCAGCUCUACAACUUCCACGUCCGAGCGCCGAAUCAGCCGACGCGUAAGUAUGCCUUCAAGACGUACGACGAGGUCAUUCUCGCGCCAAUGGGUGUCUUUGAGCCCUCAAUCUUCGACAACAGCACAAAGCUCCGGGGACGAAGGAAACUGGUGGAGCGUUCCUACAACGCAUACGACGUAGAUAUUCCUGACGAUCCCACAUCUGCCGCACAGCUUGCGAUACUUGCUCUGGUCAAGCCAUCGCUCACGGCCAACACAAAUGGCUUCUCCCAGUCGCAGCCCGAAGUGUCGACGCCCAGCAAGGAAAAGUCACAGCCGUUUAACUUUCUUGGUAAGAGCGAAACAGCGAGCGGGACGCCCAUGGCAUCGCAUGCCGGAUCGCCGGCACCCGAGGGUAACGGCACUCCGGCCCCGUUCAUCUUUGGAGCCAACAAGGACGGCGUCAACGGCGAUAGCCCUGCUCCGGGCAGCAUUCGAGCCGCCGGCACACCGAUUCCAGGGCAGUCUCAAAGCACCCAGCCGCCUCCGGGGAUCUUUGUCGAACCAGCGCGCGGCGCCAAAGAAAUCGCAGCGGAACGAGACGAGGUGCUGCCCCUGGCACCGCUGGACAUUGCCAUUCUGACAAGCAUUCACAACGCCGCUAAGGGCGACGACAAGAAGGUCCGCGACCUACUGGGCAGUAUCAUGGUUGUCGGCGGCGGAGCCAAGAUCCCACAAUUCACCGUCGUUUUGGAGGAGAAGCUGAAGGCGUUGAAGCCCGAGCUCAGCGAGAGGAUACUUGUCAGUCGCAGCGCCAGGGAUAUGGACGAGCAGGUUGUGACCUGGAAGGGGGCGAGUGUCUUUGCCAAGCUGCCGACCAAUGAUUCGUGGAUCACGCCGUUCGAGUUUGAGAGACUCGGCGCGCGUACGCUGCACCACAAGGUGCUCUGGGCGUGGUAG